Molecule: messenger RNA, 1365 nt
Organism: Gavia stellata (red-throated loon)
Lineage: Eukaryota; Metazoa; Chordata; Aves; Gaviiformes; Gaviidae
Gene: TRMT2B
Product: tRNA methyltransferase 2 homolog B
Biological process (GO): RNA processing
Molecular function (GO): tRNA (uracil(54)-C5)-methyltransferase activity, S-adenosyl methionine-dependent
Source: RefSeq, a predicted model, not a curated record
AUGGAGAUGAGCGAGUUACCAGGUUCGUGUUGGGGAUACAAAAACGUCUACAAGAAAAUAGGGCACAAGCCGGAUAGUUUCAGCCAGUACCAGCAGGAAUGCAAGUACAUGAUACCCGGUCUGGGGAUACGGUUAGUGAACGCAGCAACUCCACUGUGGAGACUUCACUAUCAAGAGCAGCUGCAGGUGAAGUAUGAAAGCCAGAGGAAGAUUUUGCAGACACUGGCAUCUCAUCUUGAGGAGCUAAGCAUAGAUACACAGAAACCUGGUGGACUCCACUGUCCUCUCUGGCCUGUAGUCCCUUCGCCCGUCAUUAAGGGCUACCAAAACAAAUCUACUUUCUCUGUGAACAGAGGAUGGGAUGGGAACCCCAAAACCGUGGGGUUGUAUGUGGGAACAGGCAGACCAAGAAAUAUUGUCUGUGUGAAAACCAACCACAGGGAGAAUAUACCCCCAAAACACAAACAAGUAUGCCAGUGCUAUGAGGAGUUCAUCUGUCGCUCCUCCCUGGAUCCCUGCAUCCUGUUUCACGAAGGCGGACACUGGCGGGAGCUCAUGGUACGUGGCCACACCAUGGCUAUCAUCACCUUCUACCCCCAGGAGCUGGGCCAGGAGGCACUGGCUACUCAGAAAGCAUUGCUUAAGGAGUUCUUCACAUGUAGACCUGGAACAGUCUGUGACUUGACUUCACUUUAUUCCCAAGAGAGCGCCAUGACACGCUGCUCCCAUGAGCCCCCCUUCCAGCUCCGUCACGGAGAACUACAUAUCUUUGAAGAAGUGCUUGGCCUGAAGUUUUGCAUCUCUCCAGCUGCCUUUUUCCAGGUAAACACAGGUGGAGCAGAAGUUCUGUACCAGGCAGUCGGGGAGCUGAGUCAGGCUGGUGGGGAUACCAUCCUCCUUGACAUCUGCUGUGGAACGGGGACAAUUGGUCUCUCUCUGGCUCACCAAAUGUGCAGGAUUAUUGGUAUUGAGGUGGUGGAGAAGGCAGUAGAGGAUGCCAGGCGGAAUGCAGCAUUCAAUGGAAUUUCAAACUGUGAGUUUCACAGGGGAAAGGCAGAGACCAUGUUACCAGAACUGCUGUCAUUGUGGGAGGAUACCUGACCCCUUGUUGCUGUGGUGAACCCAUCUUGGGCUGGGCUCCAUCACAGGGUUGUGCGAGCCAUCCGAAACUGCAAGUCCAUCUGAAGCCUGCUCUACAUCUGCAAGCCAGAGAGUGAAGCCAUGAGGAACUUUCUUGAGCUGUGCUGCCCACCUGACCCAGGGAAGAAGCUGGCAGGAGAGCCAUUUGCCCCCACGUUGGCUAUACCUUUUGACAUGUUUCCUCAUACUGUUCAUUAUGAGCUGGUGCUGCUGUUCACCCGCUGA